AGUGGCGGGGCAAAACUCGCGACGACGACGACGAUUUUUUUACUGAUCGCCGACUACUGCGCUUGUGUGUUGUGUGAUCGCGACAAUUUGUCGCCGUUAAAAGAAUUCCGUGACAUCAGUAGUCGCGUUCUGUCGGUGGCAAAAACAGGACUCGCCGGAGACGCUCUGACCGCAAAACCGAAGGCAACCCCUCCACCCACCAGCGACGCCACCCCCUUGGAGCAUCAUCAUCAACAACAACGAGUGAUCAUCUGCUGCUUCUGCACCCCACUCUACAAGCAGGAAGGGUCCACCCACUGGGCAGACACCUCGCAAAAAUCAAACGGACCCCAGAAAGAAGCGUCCCGUUCGACCGCAAUUAUCACCUGGUGCGCCUAUAUUAUAACAUAAUCAUAUUACCAAGCGGUGCUACUGGUAUAUUUGGCUGAUUUACAACUGCUACCAGUACUACUACUACUAUUACUACUACUUCGACAUCAACUACUGCAGCAGUACUCUACUACAAACAUCAACCGGCAACAACAACAACUGACAGCAGUCGCGCGGGUCACGUGUGCGUGGAGGACAUGCGGCUAGUGUAGUGUGCUGUGCGUGCAGGAAGCCAUGCUUCCUCUGGCGACGACUCAGUGAGUGCAACACCGACUGGGCACACACCAUGUCCCAGUUUGGCUUCCGAGCAUCGCCGAAUACUCAGAGCGCAGUAUCGUCGGGACCUAGUCAAUCGCCACCAGCUUCUGCAUCUCAACCACCACCGACAAGUAUGGCUGUGACCUCUUCGGCCCCGGCUCCGGGAAGCCCACCGACCUCGCAGAGAUGCUGCGAUACAGGAAGACCCAUCUUCACCGACCCCAUCACCGGGCAAAGCGUUUGCUCUUGCCAGUACGAACUCUUAGGUUACGGAAGGUUAGCGGGCGCCGGUGUCCCAGGAAUCCCAGCACUCUCGAUGUACAGUGCUCCCUACCCCGAAGGAAUGGCCGCCUAUUUCCCUGCCCUUGGAGCUGACCAAGCACCAUUCUACACCUCAACGGCCGCAGGAUUAGAGCUGAAGGAGAAUCUAGCGGCGGGCGCCGCUUCCUGGCCUUAUCCCUCGGUUUACCAUCCCUACGACGCCGCCUUCGCCGGAUACCCAUUCAACGGGUACGGCAUGGAUCUGAACGGGGCGCGAAGGAAAAACGCGACACGCGAAACUACGAGCACCUUGAAGGCUUGGCUCAACGAGCACAAGAAGAAUCCGUAUCCGACGAAGGGCGAGAAGAUCAUGUUGGCGAUCAUCACGAAGAUGACGCUGACGCAGGUCUCGACGUGGUUCGCGAACGCGAGACGGAGAUUGAAGAAGGAGAACAAGAUGACCUGGGAACCGAGAAAUCGGGUCGAAGACGAGGACAACAAUAACGAUGACGACGAUCACAAGAGCACCGACGGAAAAGAUCUCAUCGAUGUUACAGAUUCGAAGGAUUCGGGAACAGGAUCAAGCGAGGACGGCGACAGACCGACUCAUCCUAGAUUAGCACCGGACACGGGCAGCGAAUGGAGCGAGUCGAGACCGGACAGCGGCCCGGACAGUCCGGAAUGCCUGUACGACAGAUCCCAUCCGGCCUUCCUUCCACCAAGGUCUUCGGGUUCUCCACCUCAAAUCUCAGCGUCGGUGGCAUCGUCGAAACCGAGGAUAUGGUCGUUGGCCGACAUGGCCAGCAAGGAGAGCGACGCGCCCACGCAAUCCGCCUCUUCGUCAUUCUACUCGACAGCAGCUGGUAGAUUGGUGGCACCUCUAGGUGGUAGAUUACCGCCUCCAGGCAUCCACGCUUCGCCCUACGCCCGCACCCACGAGUUCUACAGGAGCCUCUACGGACCUGCAGCGGCUCAGCAUCUCGCAGCUGGUGGAAGCGCCGGACCCGUGGACGUCUCCCUCUUGGAGUCGUACUCGAGGAGUUUCGGUUCAGGACUGGUUGGAACGAGCAGCGCCACAACCGCGUCCAUGCUGAGCAAAGCCACCCUCUCUUCGCCCGGCAUCAGCGGCCUUCCCUUAGGUCUGACGACGAACGCAUCGAGGAUGUCGCCAUCCUCGACGUCCUCCAUCUCCUCCGGCUCCGAGACACCCCUGAAACCGGUCGCAUUGAACAAAGCCUGACUGCCGGCCUCAUCCUCCCUCUGGCCCUGAUCUACUACCUCCGGAAGUGUACAUAAAAGAGUGGACAAUAAGUAAAACAAUACACAAAUAAUAAAAAGACUAGGCGGCGUUGAGGCCCCGUAGUAGUGUGCUCUGUACAGUCAAUGUGAUAUACCUUUUGGUUCCUUAAGUUUUAAUCGUUGCGUCAGGACGCUGCAUAGUUCAUUUGUAUAUAUAAAUAACUAAAACAACAACAACAACAACAGAAGAUGAAGAAAGAUCCAAAGCAGAACCCCCCAAAGCGCCCAUCCCUCCCCCGAGACUGCGCCAUCCGCUCGCAGCAGUAUAAAUCAACAACAAAGAGGACAACAACAACAAAAACAACAAUAUCUUGUAUCUAUAUGUAUGUAAUUAGAGUAGU
This is a messenger RNA of Nicrophorus vespilloides, 2528 nucleotides long. It is a transcript of the gene mirr, whose product is annotated as homeobox protein caupolican. The record is from RefSeq and is a predicted model, not a curated record. Gene Ontology annotation, cellular component: nucleus. NCBI's taxonomy places the organism in Eukaryota, Metazoa, Arthropoda, Insecta, Coleoptera, Silphidae. The coding region runs from base 656 to 2128 and encodes 490 amino acids. The transcript is spliced from 5 exons. Gene Ontology annotation, biological process: cell development; neuron differentiation; regulation of transcription by RNA polymerase II. Gene Ontology annotation, molecular function: DNA-binding transcription factor activity, RNA polymerase II-specific; RNA polymerase II cis-regulatory region sequence-specific DNA binding.